Messenger RNA from Myripristis murdjan (pinecone soldierfish), 3609 nucleotides. RefSeq names its product upstream transcription factor 2, c-fos interacting (gene usf2). The record is from RefSeq and is a predicted model, not a curated record. Gene Ontology annotation, molecular function: protein dimerization activity; DNA-binding transcription factor activity, RNA polymerase II-specific; RNA polymerase II cis-regulatory region sequence-specific DNA binding. Gene Ontology annotation, biological process: regulation of transcription by RNA polymerase II. The transcript is spliced from 11 exons. Lineage: Eukaryota; Metazoa; Chordata; Actinopteri; Holocentriformes; Holocentridae. Bases 634 to 1623 code for a protein of 329 amino acids.
GUCAAAUGAAGCCAGAUCAAGGCGGCACAACUCAUAUACAACCAGCAGCUUUUGCAACCAAUGAGUCACACGAAAUGGUACAUGGAAAUUUGGAACAAAACAAGGUGAUAGGAGUGAAAAAAUCUGAGGAAAAGCACAUUUUAGCCCGCACUGUAUUCAACAAAAUAGUCCACUCCAUGUCUUAUUAGGCGCAAGUGCGCUCCGCAGCCCUGCGCGGAUAAACAGCAGCUGUGCGCCGAGGCCGACAGGGAACAAUAAGGAAACCGAGGAGCGAAAAAAAACGCAGGCAAAGACCCCCAAAACGCAUACUGAACCAAAAUAUUAACCGAUUUGUGCACCCAUCGAGGCUGUAUCCGGUGAAUUUGAUAGCAAAAAGUAGCCGGCUUCAUCCGCCUCCCUUCAGCCCCGCCGCCUCCGUCGAAAAAACCGCACAAACUGCGAGUUUUUUUCCUGCACAGACGCAGACGGCUCCGUGCUCUGCAGCGGUCUCCAUUUUACCUCCUUGCCCGGUCGGUACCUCACGUGUCCUGGACUGUCUUUCUCACAUGACCCGUGUGUUUGUCCCCGUGAUCAGCACUUCCAUCUCCGUAUAUCAGUGUCGUUGAAUAUCGCGUUUUAAACCCGCAAACCUUCAUGGAUAUGCUUGAACAGAGUCUGGACAGCUCGACGAGUCACGAGAAACAGGAAACAGAAGAGGUUGUCCAGUUACAGGAAGGAGAAGCGGUGGUGGGGACGGAGGAGCCGACUGCGGUGACCAUCGCCAGUGUUCAGCAGGCUGCGUUUGCAGACCACAAUGUCCAGUACCAGUUCCGCACAGAGAACAGCGGCGGGCAGGUGACGUAUCGGGUGGUUCAGGUGACAGACGACCACAUCGAGGCCACGGCGGAUGGAACCGGAGCCGUCAGCGUCGUCUCCACGGCGGCGUUCGCUGGAGCCCCUCAGGCGGUGGCACAGGCCGUCAUCCAGAACCCCUUCAGCAACGGGGGCAGUCCCGCGGGCGAGACGGUGGGCGGAGAGACGCGUUUCGCCUACUUCCCCGCAGCCACGGUCAGCGACGGGACAGCCACGGCCGUGUCGGUGCAGGCCACCACCGACCCGACGCUCACACAGGCUGGAGGGCAGUUUUACGUGAUGAUGAGCCCACCUGACGUGCUGCAGACUACAACCCCUCGCACCAUCGCACCACGCACACACACCUACACUGCAGACCUUGGUGAAAGCGAGAUGUUGCAGCAUGGCAGUACAAACUGGAAGAUGGACGGGCCGCGGGCACCGAGGGAUGAAAGACGACGAGCACAGCACAAUGAAGUGGAGAGACGGAGGAGAGACAAGAUUAACAACUGGAUCGUCACGCUGUCAAAAAUCAUACCUGACUGCAACAUCGACAGCAGUAAAACUGGAGCGAGUAAAGGAGGCAUCCUGUCCAAAGCGUGCGACUACAUCCGGGAGCUGCGUCAGAGCAACCAGCGACUGCAGGAGAGUUACAAAGAGGUGGAGCGAGUCCAGAUGGACAACGAGCUGCUGAGACAACAGAUCGAGGAGCUGAAGAACGACAACGCACUGCUUCGAGCGCAGCUACAGCAGCACGGCGUGGAGGUGAACGGGGAUGCGACACCACAGUGAUGACAGACUGAUGGGACUCGGCACACGUCACGUCACGAGCACGUCGCAGACUCCCACCUGCCUGAACAAAACCAGGAAAGAAAACUGAAAGGAAAAAAAACACAAGAGGAGCCACUUGGCAUCUGAAAUUGGACAAACACACACACACACACACAUAAACACACACACACACACACACAGCUCAAGAAGAGACGAACAUUGAAGGACUGAAAACUGACGAGGCCUAAUCCUCCUCCUCCUCCUCCUCCUCCUCCAAGCUGAAUGCUGAAGCUCAUAACUCUGUAGCUGACUGAAACUGUCACCUCCACUCAAAGGAAAACCUCGUCACGCCGCCACGCUCGCACCCCAGCUUUCUUUCUACGUCGAAAUCAUGAACCCACUAUGGAAAAAAAAUUCACUCUUAGCAAGCAUCACAACAGAAUUCACCUUUUUACUCGACUGCAGUUUUUCCUUUCACUCUCUUUUGACAUUUGCUGUGUUUGAAAACUACUAAGUGUGACAUGAAUGGAAAAACUCCCUUUUUUUUGUUUUGUACUUUAAUUUAUUAGUGAACAUGUAUACAGGAAGAAAAGACAGACAGAUGCGGUAAAGAUCAUAAUACAAAACCAUAAAGCUGAUUUUUUUUUUCUUCCCACUUCCUUCCCUCCUAAUAGACGAUGAACAAACAACAAGCAAAUCAGGUACUUUGAUCCAUCGUCAUCACUGUUACUAAGGUUAGUUUUACUGUCAGUGGACCAUGUAUGUGUGUGUGUAUAUAGUUAGCUGUUCAGUUUCGGGCAAAAUACCCUUCUUACAGCUCACCCAGGCUGAGACAAGAUGUUUGAUACCAUUUUCACCUCUGUACGUCCACUCGUUCAGUUCCUAUGGGUAGCAUUUCAUGUUAGCUUAGCAUAAAGACUUGAAGUCUAUAGGAGUCGUUAGCCUGGCUCCGUCAAAGUGAAAAAAAUAAACCUUACAGCAAAUCCAAUGCUGUCUUAUUUACACAGUUUAUCAUGUGGAUUUGAAAUAUACAUCUUGGAAUUUUAAAAGGAAGUUUUUUUGUUUUUUUUUUUCACUUUGAUGGAGCCAGGCUAACGACUCCCAUAGACUUCAAGUCUUUAUGCUAAGCUAACAUGAAAUGCUACCCAUAGGAACCAAACUACUGGAUGUACAGAGGUGAGAGUGGUAUCAAACAUCUUAUCUCAGUCUGUGUAAGUCACAAAAAGGGUAUUUUGCACAAAACAUGGGAGUAUUCCUUAAGUUUUUGGUCUACUGACUCUCGAUAUUGACAGUCUGAGCGCCGGGCAGAGCACAUAACUCUCAAUAAACAUGGUCCAAUGUCAGUAUAUUCAGUUAAGGUAAUACUUCUCUGGCAAUCAAAGUGUAAAGAACUUUGAUAGGACAGGCAGUGAGUUUUUAUUUUUAGUGCAAGGCCUUAAUAGAAGCCUGUUGGGAGACGUUAGGUGUUAAAUGUAGCUCAGGUAAUUGGGAUAGUGCACUGGCAGCGGUUCCCAAACUCAACCGAGUCUCCGGGUGCCACGUCUGGAGACAAAUAAGAAUAUCAGCGUUUAUAUCAGGCAUUAAAUCUGGGUUUGUUUUAUCUGCUUAUUUUCAAAGGUCACUGAUGUUAAUGCACUGAUGUGGAGCGUCGGCCUCUUUGUGGCUCAGCAGUCCAGCUGCAUUUUAGUGGAGACCUGAGGUAGCGUUGUAGAUGAUGAUGAUGUUGACGACAACGACGACGACAAUGAUGAUGAUGAUAUUCACAGUUUUAUCUUUUUUUUUUUUUUUAUUUAAUUUUAUUUUUAAAGUUUGGGAACCCUUGCUGCUUAUGAUGUAAAGACUGAAGAUUGCAAACCGACCCUGAUCCGGAGAGCGCUGAGGGACAUUUGGACGCGAGUGAUGAUAGUUGUAACUAACCAGCUUUUGUCUACACUGAAAGCAACCACAGCAUGGAACUCUAACCACUGGCAUGACUAAUUCUGAUACAAUAAAACAGCAAUGUUUAUA